This is a messenger RNA of Jaculus jaculus (lesser Egyptian jerboa), 2641 nucleotides long. It is a transcript of the gene Ano10, whose product is annotated as anoctamin 10. Gene Ontology annotation, biological process: chloride transmembrane transport. Gene Ontology annotation, cellular component: plasma membrane. Gene Ontology annotation, molecular function: chloride channel activity. The record is from RefSeq and is a predicted model, not a curated record. Bases 140 to 2122 code for a protein of 660 amino acids. The transcript has 13 exons. Lineage: Eukaryota; Metazoa; Chordata; Mammalia; Rodentia; Dipodidae.
CCGGGCCCGGAAGGCGCGGUCGUGAGCUCCGGGGACCGCCGCAGGCCGCGCGCGGAGGAGACGGGCCCAGGGCUUGGAGGACGGUCCGGCCCGGCGGAUCUGCGGUCCAGGCCUGCUUGGGUCAAGCAAUUUGUCAAAGAUGAAAGUGACCUUAUCAGCACUGGCCACCUGCGAAAGCUCCUUCACACCUUUAGUGGUCAUAGAGCUUGCCAAGGAUGUCAAAGAAGAAACCAAAGAAUGGCUUAAAAGCAGAAUUAUUGCAAAAAAGAAAGAUGGAGGUGCCCAGUUGUUUUUUCGACCACUGUUAAACAAGUGUGAGAAGGAAACGCUAGAAAACCCAAAUUUAUACCUUGUCGGUGCCUCUAAGAUUCGCUUGUUACUGGGGGCAGAAGCCGUGGGGCUGGUAAAAGAGUGCAAUAAUGACACCAUGCGUGCCUUUACCUAUGGAACCCGUCACAACUUCAAAGGCUUCCAUGAUGAUAAUGAUGAUUUCCUCACAAUGGCAGAGUGUCAAUUCAUUAUCAAACAUGAGCUUGAAAAUCUUAGAGCCAGAGAUGAAAAGAUGAUCCCUGGCUACCCCCACGUGAAGCUAUAUCCAGGAAAGUCGUUGUUGAGAAGAUUGCUCACAUCUGGUAUUGUGACCCAGGUGUUCCCCCUGCAUGAUCACGAAGCCCUGAAGAAGCUUGAGAACAGCUGGUACACUCGAUUUGCUUUGACCUACCAGCCCAUAGAUGGUAUUCGUGGUUACUUUGGCGAGACGAUCGCUCUGUACUUUGGAUUCUUGGAGUACUUCACUUUUGCCCUGAUCCCCAUGGCCAUUAUCGGGCUGCCUUACUACCUGUUUGUGUGGGAAGACUAUGACAAGUAUGUGAUCUUUGCCUCGUUCAACCUCAUCUGGUCCACGGUGAUCCUGGAGGUGUGGAAGCGUGGCUGUGCUAGUAUGACCUACCGCUGGGGGACACUGGUCAUGAAGAGACAGUUUGAGGAGCCCCGACCAGGGUUUCACGGGGUCCUGGGCAUCAAUUCUGUCACCGGCAGGGAGGAACCACUCUACUCUAGCUACAAGAGGCAGCUGCGCAUUUACCUGGUCUCCCUGCCGUUCGUGUGCCUCUGCCUCUACUUCUCCCUGUAUGUGAUGAUGAUCUACUUUGACAUGGAGGCCUGGGCCUUGAGUGUCCAUGAGAACAGCGGGUCUGAGUUGACCGGUAUCCUUCUGUAUGUGCCCAGCAUUGUCUAUGCCAUCGUGAUCGAGGUCAUGAACUGCCUCUACCGAUAUGCUGCGGAGUUCUUAACUUCAUGGGAGAACCACAGGUUGGAAUCUGCCUACCAGAAUCAUCUAGUUCUGAAAGUACUGGUGUUCAACUUCCUGAAUUGCUUCGCCUCGCUCUUCUACAUUGCCUUUGUCCUGAGAGACAUGAAGCUCUUGCGCCAGAGCUUGGCCACGCUCCUGAUCACCUCCCAGAUCCUGAACCAGGUCGUGGAGUCCCUCUUUCCUUACUGGCUCCACAAGAAGCAUGUUGUGAAGGUGAAGAGGAGGGUGAAGGCUUUAAAGGCAGAUGUUGAUGCAACAUUGUUUGAACAGGUUCUCCUGGAAAAGGAGAUGGGGACCUACUUGGGCACCUUUGAUGACUACUUGGAGUUAUUCCUGCAGUUUGGUUAUGUGAGUCUUUUCUCCUGUGUUUAUCCAUUAGCAGCUGCCUUCGCUGUGUUAAAUAACUUCACUGAAGUCAACUCAGAUGCCUUGAAGAUGUGCAGAGUCUUCAAACGUCCAUUCUCAGAGCCUUCAUCCAGUAUUGGUGUUUGGCAGCUGGCUUUUGAAACGAUGAGUGUCAUAUCCGUGGUCACUAACUGUGCUUUGAUCGGAAUGUCGCCACAAGUGAAUGCAAUCUUUCCCGAGUCAAAAGUAGACCUCGUUCUGAUUGUGGUCGCAGUGGAGCAUGCACUCCUGGCUCUGAAGUUUAUACUUGCAUUUGCCAUACCUGAUAAACCACGACAUAUCCAGAGGAAACUGGCAAGAUUGGAAUUUGAAUCUUUGGAGGCACUCAAACAGCAGCAGAUGAAGCUAGUGGCAGAGAACCUGGAGGAGGAGCCACGGGAAGAUGGGUCGGAAGAGACAACCUGAGUGUCGGCGCGCUGGCUGCCUGCCCGCAGCCUGUGUGCUCCGCCUGUACUCAUGUGCGCACAGGAAGGGACAGGAGCCUGCACCCAGGCCUGCUGCCUGGCCAUGUGAAGUGGCUGCAACGUGGCAGGCACCCUCGUCACCAGCACCCUGAACUGUCUGGCUCUAUGGAUAGGAGAGGGCAGCCAGGACCUUUGCAAGAUCUUGCCUGUGCUCUGGCCUCCUCUUGGGCCCCACAUUCCCUUAGAGCUGCCUCACUUUACCCCAGGGACCCUGCUGGCCCAUUACCAAGGAGUCACCAGCUCUCCAUAUAGCACUCACAGUGAGCGCUGGCCAUUCCAACCCCACCAGGAACCUGUGUCGAGGGGGGAGCUUGGCAGUCUGUCUUCCAUGCCUGUCACAGGAGCAGAGCGGAAGGAAGGAGGGGAGCAAUUUCCCACCUGAACCUCCUUUCUGGACCUCUUCAGCAAUAUGUUGAGAUCCUUUGUAACCAAGUUAUUAAAAGCAGUGCUGACCUCUUGA